Molecule: messenger RNA, 837 nt
Organism: Aureobasidium pullulans EXF-150
Lineage: Eukaryota; Fungi; Ascomycota; Dothideomycetes; Dothideales; Saccotheciaceae
Exons: 1
Coding region: 1-837 (278 amino acids)
Source: RefSeq, a predicted model, not a curated record
AUGAACAAUGAUGCCGAGACCGAGACACAAUCCACCGAGUUCCAGGGCCCCGAGCUUAGGGAUCUUCUUCUUGAGUCUUAUUCAGAGGAGAGGACACUUGCGCAUCCAAGGCAAGAGGCACAUCGGCGUAACCAUUACGAAUCGAGUGCUCGAAGGAUUCCCUUGCCCUUCGGAGUCUCUUUCUGUCCAGCCGGGUUUGCAAGCCCCCAAGACCAGCAGAACGCCAUCGACGCUGCGAAGAAAGCAAAGAAAGACCACGAUGAUGCCCAGAAGACCGGAUACGCGCCAUGGACUCCGACAAUCUGGUAUUCGUCAGGACUCCGUCACCCAACGAUAGAGGACCCAAGUCAAGCAGUGUACGAGCAGCCACCGAUGGAUCCGAAGAUAUUUAAAUUCAAGUUGAAGCAUGAAAGUAUGAUGGCACUUUGCGCUCGGUCGAGUGAUGUGCCACGAUACGGACAUCCGUAUCAAACGGUUCAUCCCGAUCAACCAGAAAGCAGAUGUCCAGGGCAUAUCGCAUGGCGAAAUCGGGUCAUCCAGGUAUGGAAGGAGUCCAGGUCUUCCGACAUCCGCCAAUGCACCAACGCCGACACAUUCCACUCUGACGGGACCAAACCCUGCAAAUGGGAUUGGGGAAGGAUAUUUCAUGAGUAUGCGUUGGCGCACGAUCGCUCAAAGAUGGAGAACGAUGACUUGGAUUCCAUAUUGGAAUGGUUCCGCCAACAGCAUGUCGGAGAACCAAGGUUCCAAGGCCUUGAGCUGGGUCUACAGUUCCCUAUCACCGAUGCUCAUGCGAACAGAUACUGGGUGCCAGUCCAAUCAUCAGAGGCUCCAUAG